This is a messenger RNA of Cylas formicarius (sweet potato weevil), 1745 nucleotides long. RefSeq names its product tubulin epsilon chain-like. The record is from RefSeq and is a predicted model, not a curated record. Gene Ontology annotation, molecular function: structural constituent of cytoskeleton; GTP binding. The transcript is spliced from 7 exons. Gene Ontology annotation, biological process: mitotic cell cycle; microtubule cytoskeleton organization. NCBI's taxonomy places the organism in Eukaryota, Metazoa, Arthropoda, Insecta, Coleoptera, Brentidae. The coding region runs from base 86 to 1393 and encodes 435 amino acids. Gene Ontology annotation, cellular component: microtubule; cytoplasm.
CCGCGGGAUUGUAAUAUUGGAUUCAUCAAAAUAUCUUGUUAAUUUUGGUUAUGUUGUUUUAGGAUUGUUUUUGUGUUUCGUUGCAAUGAGCGAAUUUAUAAUACUUCAAGUCGGCCAGUGCGGUAAUCAAAUCGGCGCCGCCCUUUGGCCCCUUAUUUUGAGCGAGUAUCGAAUCAGAUCCAACGAUUCGAUUUCGGCUUUCUUUAACGUUCCCUCCCGCACGCCAAAUGAUCUCAAAGCGAGAGCCAUUUGUAUCGAUAUGGAGGACAGCGUAGUGGCGAGGUUUAAACGCGGCCCUUUAAAGGGUAUGUUCGAUGACAAGUGUUUUAUAACGAAUCAUCCCGGCUCCGGAAAUAACUGGGCGCAAGGUUAUUGCGAACACGGACCAAGGUACAAGAGAAAGAUUUUCCGGGCGUUGAAGCACGCAGUGGAGAGAUGUGACAGUCUGCACGGUUUUAUUUUAUUGCUCUCCGCCGGUGGCGGUACGGGUUCCGGAUUGGGAACCUACAUUCUCGACUUGUUAGCCGAUACUUAUCCAGAAAUUGAAAGAUUCGUGGCUUGCGUGUACCCGACAGGCACAGAAGACGUGAUUACUUGUCCGUACAAUAUGGCUUUGGCCACGUACAGGAUGCUGGAAAACGCGGUCUGCGUGUUUCCGGUGGAGAAUCGUGCGCUCUUAGAAAUCGUCAACAGAAAAUCUCGAUGCGGCGAGCGCUCUUAUCGAGCCAUGAACGACAUAAUCGUGGAAAUGUUGUUACAUCUGACUAGUGGUUCGAGGUUUCCCGGUGACCUUAAUCUGGAUAUGAAUGAAAUCAACACCAACAUGGUUCCCUUUCCACAGCUUAAUUUCCUGUCCGCCGGUUUCAAUCACGAUUCCGUCGCCGCCCGCUUCAAUACAAAGACCAGCCAACAAAUCAAAGAUAAAUAUUUCCUAGACUCCCUCCACAAAUCGAAUCAGCUGAUCAAAGUGGAUCCUCUGGGCCCGAAAUCCGUCCUGUUGGGAGCCACUUUGAUCGGUCGGGGAGAUUACGCGAUGUCGGACGUGCAAAGUUACGCGCAGCGGCUUCAGGCUAGGGCAAACUUCGCGCCGUGGUCGAAAAAGUCGAUAAAAGUAGGGCUGUGCGGCACGAGCCCACACUACGCCCCCGCGGCAAUGUUUUCCCUAUUUAAUUCAUCCCGGAUGAGCGACCAUUUCGCGAAAAUUUACGGCGACUUCGACAAGUUGUUUCGUAAAAAGGCUCACAUGCACCAUUACACCAGGAUCGACGGUUUCGACUGCGGUUAUUUUGAAGCUUGCGCUGAAUCUCUGCGGGACGUCGUCCAGAAAUACCGAAACAUCGAGAUGACGCGCGCCUUCGCCGUUCCCAGACUCGAACCGUUGCAAACUUUUUAAAUUCGGAUCAUAUGUGUUUACGCGACUUGUGACGUAUUAGAUUGCAAUUACUUAACGUUGGCGAGUGGUAAACCUGCGAGUGAAUUUUCUAUAAUCCAUGGCUAAGAAAGAUUUGGGGUUAAUAAAAAAAAUGUCGAACAGCGAGAAACAAUUUUAUUGCAUAAACUGCGGCGAAAAAGUCGCCAAUUUAUACAAGAGGUACAGCGAAACGGUACUGAAACUAAGUGUGUGCGGGAGAUGCAAGCAAAUCUCCGACAAGUACGUCGAAUACGACCCGGUCGUCAUUGUGAUCGACCUGAUUUUGCUUAGAAUUAUGGCCUACCGACACGUGCUCUUAAAUUCCGAAUUCAAG